Fusarium redolens is the source of this 1715-nucleotide messenger RNA. RefSeq lists its product as uncharacterized. The record is from RefSeq and is a predicted model, not a curated record. Gene Ontology annotation, biological process: endoplasmic reticulum unfolded protein response; protein deubiquitination. Gene Ontology annotation, cellular component: cytosol; nucleus. Lineage: Eukaryota; Fungi; Ascomycota; Sordariomycetes; Hypocreales; Nectriaceae. The transcript has 3 exons. The coding region runs from base 314 to 1420 and encodes 368 amino acids. Gene Ontology annotation, molecular function: cysteine-type deubiquitinase activity.
CUUUCAUCCAUAUCAUUGAUUCACUCAGGCUCUAUUAAGCCUUAUAAUUUUUGUGAUUCAUUUACACAGAUUUGGAUUUUUAUCACUCAAGCUCGGAGACCUAUUUUAUUAUUGUUCCAAAAACAGCUUAAAACGGAUUCAGUGCCUCCCUUUCUUGGUGCUUCCUUUCAAUUCCUCGCCUCAAAGUAGAGCAGCCCCUCCCUCACUCACCUCGAACAACUUUCAUCUAAGCACAUUAAUCAACUGCUAUCCGAAGCAACAAAACUCAAGAAAUCGUCAUCUUAACCUUGAGCCCUUGCACAUAUUCAUCGUCAUGCGAGCUCGUUAUAAAGGUCCAGCCGGUACCGGUACUAUCGAGAUACCCGAUGAUGCCACUGUUAAAGUGCUAUUUGAUGAACUUCGAGCCAAGACAGGAAUUGCCAACUUUGGUGUAAAAUAUGGUCCGCCUAUGGCUAUGAAGGCUCUUGAAGCUAGUCAGAGUGAUCAAAUUGCUCGAUCUCUUGGUCUUCAUGGUGAGACACUCACCAUUGUACCCGAGGACGUACCACCACCCGCACCUAUUGCGCCGGUUCAAACUGGCACUGCCCAACAUCAAGCAAUGGCAUCUCGAGCAACAAAAAGGAAUGAGAGCCCAGAAGAUGUCAACGUUCCGUGGCCAGAACAGGGUGGAACCCUACUUCUAAGAGUGAUGCCCAGCGAUAACAGCUGUUUAUUCACAGCUUUUGGCGGCGCCUUGCAAGAUCAGAUCCCCGCUCAGCGGUUGAGAAGGAUGAUGGCAGACUACAUUGUGGAACAUCCCAAGGAUUACUCAGAAGCUGUCCUCGGUAGUCCUCCUAGCCAAUAUUGCCGCAGUAUUCAAGACCCUGAUCGAUGGGGAGGCGGUAUUGAACUGAGCAUCUUGUCCUCCAUCUUCGAUAUCCAGAUCUGCACGUUUGAUGUCCAGGCCCAAAACUUGAUCAAUUUCGGAGAGGAUAAGAGAGAUCGCUGUAUUCUUGUCUAUUCAGGAAUUCACUAUGACCGAGUCGCCUUCAGCCUGUCUGACUACCCACAUGACUCGCCUACUUACCCCCCUGAGAUGGAUCGAACUGUUUGGCCGACUGAUGACGAUGAGGUACUCGAAAAGACCCGAGAGCUCGUUCAGAAACUUAACAAGGCGCACUACUACACUGACACGGAAGGAUUGAUUCUACGAUGUGAUGUGCCUGGAUGUGACUGGAUAGGCAGCGGCCAGCGCGAAGGGCAGAAACACGCAGAACUAACAGGGCAUGUGGAUCUGAGUGAAAUCCAAGACGAAGGUGACAACGUGCUCCGGAAGUGCGACACACCUGGAUGUGAUUUCAUCGGCCAAGGUGACAAGGUUAUGAGGCAGCAUAGUGCAGAUACUGCUCAUGAGAGGUUCUCGAUUAUUCCGGACUGGUGAGGAGGACGAUAGAGGCAUCAAACUUUUGAUGGGUCUCAGUACUUUUAGACAUUUCAAGUAGUUUGUUGAGUUUCUUGAACAUUGAUAGCGCUUCAAUCACCGAGACAAUACAUUUAUUUGCAACCAUUGCGCACCGGUGAGGUUAUUCAAAGUGACCCAAAUCGGUCAGACAGAUGGUGAGAUGCAGCGAAAAGGAUUGUCUUGACAUGGUUGAAUUUGAGGUAUCUAUUGGUACAAUUGUCAUGAGAAAAUUGUGUUGUUCAUUGGAUGCCUGACGCAAAACUUGGGUAAUGGC